CUUUAGACAACGCGCACCAACCACGGCAAGCAUGAUGAUCUAUCCUAAUUGAUAAGAUCCUGGUACUCUCGUAUUUGAUUUCUACGACGACCGAUCAGAGUGUCUACUUGGCUUCGAAAGCCGUCGUUCUAUGCCACUAUCCAGCAACUAACUAUCCAGCAGUCUUCGGCCACGAGACACAUCUAGCGCUGUCGCAAGUUAAACGCCCUGAUGAUUUCCCAUAAGAUCACUAUCUUAUAUCUAGAGAUCUAUAUAUACGAUAUAAUCUGGAAGUGACCUAUACAGAAGCCUUACGCUGUGGCUUCUUACACUUAUUUAUAUAUGAAUCUCGUUGAACCCAACCACAAUGAAUAUAUAGCUUGGCCAUGUCCGAAACUACAGCAAGCUCCCCUGCACAGGAUGAUGAUGCAGGGGAAUCUGGUCCCAGCUUUCUAAACUGCCCGCCUAUCUUUGUGCUCCCCACCCAUCUCAGUCUGGAAUCGCUUCACAGCAUAGAAGAGGAGCUGAUUAAGCGAGAAGCACCUCUGACCUACGACAUAUCCGAAGCCAGGCUGGUACUCGGGAAAAUCGGACAAGGAAAGCGAGCAGCUUUAGAACUACGAUCUCGUGGAAUCUGGACCGAACCUAUCAGUAAAUCUGAGCCCCCAAAGAAGCGGCGUCGUGUCAAUGCAGCCGAGUCGAAAAUGGCUGCAGACCAGGCCGACAUUAUCGACCUCAGCACGGAGACAGAAGACGAAGAAGAUGGGAUGAAAAGUCGGCAUGACCCCUCGCGGCAUCUCCAUCGGACGCAGACUGACUCCCCCGCCGCGGAGUCAACCGUUUCAAAUCCGUCUGGCGCGUCUUCCGUGUCAUCCUCCGUUGCACAAGCAGACACCAUCAGCGUCGUCAAACUAGACUGGCUGGACCAAUGUCUCAAGACGCAAGAGCUCCUUUCUACCGAUCCAUAUACGAUUUACAUCGCCCGACGGGCUCCACGCCCCGUAGAGCCCUCAAAGCCAGCCUCCCUAGGGAGCGAUAUCCUCCAACGAGCCAGGCAAGAUGCCGCAUUACGACCGCCACCAAAGCCACCGACCGUAUACCACCAUGCGCGUACUCACGAUUCUACUCACAACCCGCCCAAACUAUACCGAACCACCACCUCGGAGAACGAAGAAACCGAAUCCCUCCCCCCAGCCCCAGACUGGGUGAAGGAGCACGUCCUCUACGCCUGCCUGCGCUCCACCCCCCUCCACCCCCCAAACGAAGGCUUCAUCAACCAGCUUAUCAAAAUCCGACAAAUCCGCGAAUUAACACUCGACGAAAUCGGCGUCCGCGCCUACAGCACCUCCAUCGCAGCGAUAGCAGCCUACCCGCACGAAUUCCGCCGCCCUUCUGAGAUUCUCACCCUCCCAGGCUGCGACACCAAAAUCGCCAACCUCUUCUACGAAUACCAACAAAGCCCAACGGGCACCCUCUCAGCUGCCACCCUCCUAGACACCGACCCAACCCUCCAGAUCCUCAACACCUUCUACAACAUCUGGGGCGUUGGCGCCAAAACCGCCCGCGAAUUCUACUACUACCGCCACUGGACAGACCUAGACGACAUCAUCGAACAUGGCUGGAACAACCUGACCCGCGUCCAACAAAUCGGCCUAAAAUACUAUGAUGAGUUCCUAACCGGCAUCCCCCGCCCCGAAGUCGAACAAAUCGCCACAACAGUAA
Aspergillus eucalypticola CBS 122712 is the source of this 1701-nucleotide messenger RNA. RefSeq lists its product as uncharacterized. Gene Ontology annotation, biological process: double-strand break repair via nonhomologous end joining. The transcript has a single exon. Gene Ontology annotation, cellular component: nucleus. NCBI's taxonomy places the organism in Eukaryota, Fungi, Ascomycota, Eurotiomycetes, Eurotiales, Aspergillaceae. Gene Ontology annotation, molecular function: DNA-directed DNA polymerase activity; DNA binding. The annotation marks the transcript as partial. The record is from RefSeq and is a predicted model, not a curated record.